GCAAAGAAAGUCCAAUGUUUAUGUUUGGGAGGUUGAACAGAGCUCAACAUGUAGCUUCACUCAGAGGAAAGAACUAAGUUAGAGCUUGAAUCAAGGAAAGAAACGACGUGUUUAAACACAACUGAGACCAAUAACUUUGACUCUGGGUAUUGGGAAGAGAAAAGGGAGCCAGUGAAUAUGGAGGGUGAGAAGGAAGAAGAAGACUCUGACACCAGAUGGAAUGAAGAGCUCAGGCUGGUCCUCAUCGGAAAGACCGGAUCUGGCAAGAGUGCGUCUGGAAACACCAUCCUUGGCCGGAGGCAGUUCCUGUCACAGAUCAGUGCCAGCUCUGUCACUCAGAUUUGCCAGCUCGGGAGCACUGAGAUCUCAGAGGAAGAGGAUGCUGAGGAGGAAGGCCGGACUGUCACACAGAGGAGGAUGAGGAGAGUCACAGUGGUUGACAUGCCGGGGUUCGGAGACACUCACCUGAGUGUGGAGCAGAUCCAUGCGGAGGUAGCCAAAUGUGUGUCUCUCUCUGCCCCUGGGCCACAUGCGUUCCUCCUGGUGGUGCCGAUAGGACGCUAUACGGACAAUGAGAACCAGGCUGCCUGCGGGUUGACCAGGAUAUUUGGGGAGGAUGCAGUCCGUCACCACACAGUGGUUCUUUUUACCAGAGGGGAUGACCUGGAGGGCAUGGGGAUUGAGGAUUAUCUGAGGGAGACUGCACCUGCUGGUCUUAUGGCUUUGAUUGACAAGUGUGGGGGCAGAUACCAUGUACUUAACAACAAAGACCCCGGUAACUCAGUGCAGGUUACAGAACUCCUAAUGAAGGUGGACAAGAUGGCAAAGCAGACUAGACAAGGGUUUUAUACCAAUGUCAUGUUUUUAGAAGCAGAGGCUGCCAUCAGGGAGGAGCAGAAAAGGAUGUUGAUGGAGCGAGGGACAGCAGAGGGGGAAGAACAAGAGGGUAACGAUUGCAGCAUGGAGGAGGAAGCUAAACUUGCUAAAAGGAGAAAGUGCGACUUGGAGUUUAACAGAGCAGAUAGCACAGAUAGAGGACCAGAAGGGGUCAGGAGGAGGGAGUUUGAGAGAGGAAAUGUAGAGGAUUUUAGGGUGGAGAGGUGGAGAGAGGAGAGCAGAGGCAACCCCUUCAGCUUCCUGAGAGACAGAGCUGAACGUUGUAGGGACCAGUUCAGAGGCGGGCACAGGGCUGUGAGCAGGCGCCAGUCCGUCCGCUCAUCUCUGCUUCACUUGAGGAGGGAGGCUGCGCUGUCCGCUAAGGUGCUGGAGAGAGUUAAGAUCCUGGUGGCUGCUGGAGCCACGGGCAUGGUGGUGGGGGCAGUGUUUGGGGUAGCUGCCCCAUUAGCAGCUGCGGCAGGCGCAUCAUUUGUGGGGAACUCGGUUGGCUUUGCUGCGAGUCAGUUUGCUGGGAUGUCUGUAGCGGGAGGCACAGGUGCGGGGAAAGCUGUGGGGGCCAUAGUGGCGGCAGCCUCAGGGAAAACCGCCCUGGCUCUGGGGGCAGCAACAGGUGGAGUUUUGGGUGGUUCUGUUGGAGCCAUUGCUGGUACUGAAGCUGACAGUCCUGGGGAGGGUGCUCUGGAUGCCCUGGGGCAGGUUAGUCUCAUAGGGGCUUCUGUGGUGGGAGUGGCAGCAGGUGUGGGAGGCACCAUGGGAGCUGGGGCUGCUUUAAGCGCAGCUCUGGAGGGAGCAGCUUUCAGCACAGCAGCACUCGGUGGAGCUGAAACUGCAUCAGUAGGUGCAGCAGGACUAGCUAAUGCCUCUGUAGCUCAGAGCAGUUUAGCCUCAGCAGCAGGGCAGCAGGCAGUGGCCACCGUAGGAAGUGUAGCUGCAGGUACUGGGACUCCUCCGUGUGCUGCAGCCGGAGCAGCUUUAGCUCAGGAGAUGGCAGCGAAUGUCCCACUGGCUGCUGGUGCUCCCGGUGUUCUGUGUGGCUUAACUGGGCCCAGUGUGACAUCAGUGGCCAGCAGGGCUGUGUCAGAUCCCUGGGGCACCGUGGCGGUAUCGACACGCAUCGUGACUGCGGUGGCUGAGAUAGGCAAGGCUGCAGCAGGCAUUGCCUUGGCUGGUGGUCUGGUAGUGAAGGUGGUGAAGGAAAAAAUAAGAUGUGGCACAGGAACAACAGAAGCCAGUUACUCAGAGAAGAAGUCGUAUGAGGUCUACUGGAACAAAUAAAUACAGGUUAAGACUGGAGUCAUAACACAGGGAAUGAGAUUAUAUUCAUAUUUGUUUCCCUGGUCUUCUGAUAUAGUACUACACUCAGUAGCAGUGAAAGAUAUUGCUUUGCCACGGAAAUGCAAAGCACCUCAACGAUACAAUCACAAAUGAUAAUAGACAACAGAGAGCAGAUAUUGUAAUUGCAGUAUAUUGGUUGGAACGGUUUGAGGGAGGCGAAUGAGUUCAGUGACGUUUGCAAUGUUGUGUGGGAUGACUAAUAAAGACAAACACAUUUCCAACAAAAAUCAAUUUUUAUGAAGUUAUUCAUCUCACAGUUGGUUGGUUUUGAACACGACCUAAUGUCCUCAAACACAUAAUAAAAAUAAAGAGAAAAUUACUUUUGGGAACUGGGCUGCUGAAAAUGUCGGUCACACAGUUCAGCAGUGUGAACUCAGUCGAAUGAAUGAUAUUAUUUAAUGAAGGUUUACAAUUUGACUUAUUUUAAUCUUUUACUCUUUCUUAGGAAGAAUCACUAAAAAUAAGAUAUUUUGCUGGGUGAAAAAAACAAUGUUUUAAUGUAAUUAAGCUUACUCAUUACAGUAAUGGGUGUUGUAAAUGAACAAAAGGUCUGAAGUAUUAUAUUUAUAUCCUCAGUGUUUGUACUUGCAGAUGACAGUGGGUGGUUGCUUUGCAGUGUUUCACAUCCUGUAAUAUGUACCCAAAAUUUGAGUUUUGAUCCAACCCUGAUUUAAACUUCUGGAAAUGUAUCAACAGCUCAAUGUUUACUUUGGUGAAGUGAAUUAAACAAAA
Anoplopoma fimbria (sablefish) is the source of this 2964-nucleotide messenger RNA. RefSeq lists its product as uncharacterized. The coding region runs from base 178 to 2172 and encodes 664 amino acids. The record is from RefSeq and is a predicted model, not a curated record. The transcript is spliced from 2 exons. Gene Ontology annotation, molecular function: GTP binding. Lineage: Eukaryota; Metazoa; Chordata; Actinopteri; Perciformes; Anoplopomatidae.